CGUCAAACGUCAAAUGUCAAAUUGACAAGUUACAUUUUGUAGGUUUGAUUUCAGGGUUUGAUUAUGGUUUGAUUUGAUACUUUGUAUCUUGGCAUCCUCUUUUCUGAGCUCAAAUAAACAGUAAAAUAGCCGGUAGUCGUUUAUUAUUGUGAUUUGUGGUGUGGAUUUGUGUUAAGUAAAUAAAUAUGUCGGAAUCGGAAACUCCAACUACUACAGAUAGUACUACAAAACAUGAGUCCCAUGGUAGGAAGAGAAUGCGGCAUCGUAAAAAACUUUUAUAUGAUAAAAUACUGAAGCAAAUGGAGUUCUACUUCAGUGAUGCAAAUCUCACAAAAGAUAGAUUUCUCGGAGAAUUAGUUAAAACCGACCCAUAUGUGCCUAUAGAAGUGUUUCUAAAGUUCAAUAAAAUUCGCGCCAUGACGCAGGACGUUAUUGAUAUCGCGAAAGCUAUGAAGUUUUCCACAAUUUUGGAGUUAUCAGAGGAUAGGCAGAAGAUAAGAAGAAAAACUCCAGUGGAACCAUAUGAUGCUGAAUCCAGGACUGUGUAUGUUGAAUCUAUACCUGUGACCGCUAACCGGGAGUGGCUUGAGAAGGUGUUCUCAGAUUAUGGGCAUAUUGCCUACAUUUCAUUACCUAAGUUCAAAAACUCACAGAGAAUCAAGGGUUAUGCCUUUAUAGAAUUUGAUAGAGCCGAGGAUGCACAUAAUUGCAUAGUAGCAUUCACCAAGAUGGGUUGCAGACUGCCCACAAGCAUGCCACCCGAGGAACUUUCUUCUGUUAAAAUGUUUUCUAUUGAGGAGCCAGAUAAUGUUAAGGUAAAAGAAGAGAUAGACAUAAAGAAAGAAAAGCCAGAUAAGGUAAAAGAAGAGGCAGACAACAAGAAAGUAAAAUCUGAUCAGGUAAAAGAAGAAACAGGCAUUAUGGUGAAAGAAGAAGAUAUCAAGGUUAAAGAAGAGGAUGAACCACCUAGGAAAAAAUCAAGGAAAUGUAAGGAUAAAAGGCCCAAAAAUUUAGAACUGAGGCCAGGGCAAGACUCAGAUUCUGAGAAAAGGGAUACUCCUACUGAUGAGUGUAAAACUAUAACAACGCCAAUAGAUGAUGUGCGCAUAAAAGGAGAACCUAAAGACGAAUUAACUAGCCACGAUGAAUCCAAGGAUGAUGCAGAUUCACCAACUAAGAAGAAAAACAAAAAAAAGUCAGCCAAAACUAAAAGCAAAACUCCAAAUGGCUUAAACACAAAAGAAGCUCCAAAAGGAGCCCUGUGGGGCCUCCAAGUUUUGCCGAGAUCAGAAUGGAAAGCAUUAAGGAAUAAAUAUUUAACCCUGCAAAGGAAUUAUAUGAAACAAGUGAAGAUUAAUUUGUAUAAUAGGAAGAAUUCCUAUUCAGCUAUACCGGAGCCUGCAACACUUCCGAUGGAAGCUGACACAGCUUUAAAUUCCGGAAAAACGAUCAGCAGUAAGAAUGUCACACCCCUGAAGAAAAUCCCAGGUGUCUUUGUCAGAGAGAUUCUGCCAGAACCAUGCUGCGAUAUCAGGCACACUAAACGAAUGGUGCGAAGCAACAUCCAUGCCCUGCACGUGGAUGCUAAAGAGGGUCAGUCGGAGAUAAUCAUACGCUUUGAUUCAGCAAAAGCAGCUGACGAAUACUGCGCCAACUCUAGCAACCGCGCCAGCAUCCUGUCGGGCGCGGAGGAGGAGGAGCAGUGGGCGCGCGCUGAGGCGGGGCGCGCGACGCCGCGGCCGCGCGGCCGGGAGCGCCUGCGGGCGCGCCUGCAGCGCCGCGGCGCCGCACCCCCGCCCGAGCCCGCCUCACCGCAGCCCACGCACACGCACAUCCGGUUCGACGACGAGUAGUCAUGCUGUUAGUACUGAUAUAUAGAGGCCGAUUCAAACUUGCAUCUGACCUAACAUCGAAACCAUGUCUGAAUCAGGUGCACGUUCGAAUUGGCCUAAUAGUCAGGCGAAACCAUUUUGUCGGUACAAAAAGGUGACAAAUUUGAAAGAAGUAGGCGCGAAGGGUCGAUUGGUCGUACAAUCUUUGUAAAGUUACAUAAUCUGGCGAACCGAAAAGAGACAGAACCCAAAAAAAGUCUGUAGUCCGUGAUUUGUUUUUUUUUUUUUUAUUUAGCAUAUCUUUCAAGGCCACCUGCGUUAAGUUUUGCACGUUUACGCUGUUCUGUCACUGGGAAAAGGCACGAAAUUGAAAUCUAUUCGUGACAUCGACCCUGCACUUACAUUUUUUAAAAUUUGCCUCCUACUGAAAAAGAUGGCUUGUCAAACUAUAUCUAUCGGGUACUCGACCGACCAAAAUAAUUUGUUUGCCAUUGUAGAACAAUAACAAAGCGCGUGCCCCAAAAACUAUCAGCACUAUUGUUAAGUGAAUAAUACCUACUUAUAUGUAAAGAUUCUUUCGAAUCAGUCGUUUUACAUCUACUGUUACUUACUACUGCUAAUUAUUCCAUAUACAGAUACUUACUACUUUGAACUACAUACAAAUUGUGAUUUGAAGCGGGUUAUUCCCACUAGUUACCACCAAGUUGUUACCAGUGGUAACUACUGGGAUUUUUUUCCCACCUUUUACCACUGGUAACUACUGGGAAAAAAAACCCACUAGUUACCAUCAACUCGGUUUGGUGGUAACUACUGGGAUUUUUUUUUCCCAGUAGUUACCACUGGUAAAAGGUGGAAUUUUUUUCCCAGUAGUUACCACCAAAAUUUUGUUAGAGUUCAAUACUAAUAAAAACAGUAGAAAUAGUAAAGUAUAAAUAAAGAGUGCUUUAAUAAAUAGUUAUAAGUCGAUUAACUGCUUUAAAAGUGAUCAUGAUCAACAAUUUUAAAACCGGUGCAAUUGCAUAAAAUUAAAAGAUAAAGAGAAAUUAACGUUUGGUUGAAAUUCAUCUUAUUAAUUGUAAAUUGGAUUAAUUGUGACGUUAUCUAUGAAAUCUGAAUCUUUUGUCGAGGGCGCUUACGCCGCACUGCGUAGCGCAGCGUUGUAUUUAUAUAGGAGCAUCGCUGAUAAUGGCGUAAGCGCCAUCGACAAUCAGGUCUGUUUCAAUAAAUAACGUCACAAUUCCGGUCCUGUCUGGCCUAGUGGGUAGUGACCCUGCCUACGAAGCCGAUGGUCCCGGGUUCAAAUCCUGGUAAGGGCAUUUAUUCGUGUGAUGAGCAUGGAUAUUUGUUCCUGAGUCAUGGGUGUUUUCUAUGUAUUUAAGUAUUUAUAUAUUAUAUAUAUCGUUGUCUUAGUACCCUCAACACAAGCCUUAUUGAGCUUACUGUGGGACUUAGUCAAUUUGUGUAAUAAUGUCCUAUAAUAUUUAUUUAUUUAAUAUUCUGCUGCGCCUUGGAGCCUUAAUGUAAAGUUUCUAACUAUUCACAUUGAAUUGAGUAUUAGUCAAACACUUUUUGAAUUACCUAGCUUCAUAUAUUCUACCUUGAUAAAGGUAUAUCCGCGGGUGGUCAGCUACAUAGCGUUUCGAUUGCGAUCUCAAUUCAGAACACGUCUACUUACUAAGACCCUAUCAGUUCUGUUGUAUGUCUUCAGGUAUUCCACACUAGCUACCAAAUCGAUGGAAAAAUUUAAAUUUAAUUAUACGAACGAACAAACAAAUCAUUCAAAGACUACUUGUGAUCACUUUUAAGGCAGUUUACUGAAACAGUCAUCGACUUAUAAUUAAACUAAUAAAUAAUUAACUUAUGAUUAAUUCGACUUCAUUAAUUAUUGAUUAAAGCACUAUAUUUAGACUGUUUUUAUUAGUAUUCAACGCUAACCAAAUUUUGGUGGUAACUACUGGGAAAAAAAAUCCCAGUAGUUACCACCAAAUCGAGUUGGUGGUAACUAGAGAGAAUAACCCUUUGAAGCUAAGCUAAAGCCAACAUUUAAGUAGGUAUAUCAAAAUUUACAUUUAAAUGUCUACUUGAAAAUACACUGUACUUUUAACUAGUAGUAUUAAAUAAUAAAUUUUAAAUAUUACUCUUUAAGUCAUCUUUAGUCUUUAUUUUUAAGUCGGUUCUUUUAUGUUCUCAACGCAAUGUAAAUAAAGCAAACACGUGACAUCGUCAUUUAGCCAAUAAUAAUUAUGAUUGGCUAAUAAUUGAGACACAGUAAACAAAGAAUUGUUUAUAUUAUCUCAAGGGCUUAAAAUAACACACUAGGUCAGAUCAUAUUCCUGGCGCUACACCUGUUUAGGGUUCCGUUUCCGUACCCGUACGAAACCCUUACGUACGACUCUGUCCGUGUGUCACAGAAGCAGCUGAAUAUUUCGAGAACUAUUUACGCUGCCGAUUUGAAAUUUGGAAUUUUUAUGAACAAAGCUAACCAAUACGUCUUGAAAGUUUUUAUUUUAUUUGCUUAGGUAGGUACUAUGAAAAAUAUCAAAUAUGGAGUGGGUGCAAAAUUUCAAAGUAUACUUAUUAGGUCAAGUGGGAUAUCAUUUGAAAGAGUUGUACAUUCCAAAACAAUGUUUUUAUUUUGAAGUGAAAACUUUAGCGGCGCUGUGCACUUUUUGUGAUGAGGAAAAAAUGUUAAACUCACGUCAAGGCGUCAGGUGUCACGUGACCGUCAGAUUGAAAAUUCGUAAGACGGACAUGUGACAUUGUGGCGACGUGCAAAUUGAAUGUCAUUGAAUGUCAUCGAAGCCUGGUUACUUUUGAAAAAUCGUAUCUUAUUCAAGUGUGACAUUUUAUUUUCUUCAUAAUCAAAGUGCUGUCAUAACCAUAACGGUUAAAGAGGUUUAAAUGGUUUAAUCUUUGUUAAUUGUGUUGUAUUGUAUCUUUGUGUUGUUGGGUGUCCAUGAUUGUAGAUACUCAAAUUUUUCCUUACCAAAAAGUUACAAUAACAGAAAAGAA
Molecule: messenger RNA, 4844 nt
Organism: Cydia pomonella (codling moth)
Lineage: Eukaryota; Metazoa; Arthropoda; Insecta; Lepidoptera; Tortricidae
Gene: Larp7
Product: la-related protein 7
Exons: 8
Coding region: 186-1853 (555 amino acids)
Biological process (GO): RNA processing
Cellular component (GO): nucleus
Molecular function (GO): mRNA binding
Source: RefSeq, a predicted model, not a curated record